This is a messenger RNA of Beta vulgaris subsp. vulgaris (sugar beet), 1643 nucleotides long. Its product is annotated as probable xyloglucan endotransglucosylase/hydrolase protein 28. Lineage: Eukaryota; Viridiplantae; Streptophyta; Magnoliopsida; Caryophyllales; Amaranthaceae. The transcript is spliced from 4 exons. Gene Ontology annotation, biological process: cell wall biogenesis; xyloglucan metabolic process. Gene Ontology annotation, molecular function: hydrolase activity, hydrolyzing O-glycosyl compounds; xyloglucan:xyloglucosyl transferase activity. Gene Ontology annotation, cellular component: cell wall; apoplast. The record is from RefSeq and is a predicted model, not a curated record. Bases 233 to 1252 code for a protein of 339 amino acids.
AAUCACUACCACCAUCCUCCACCAAUAAAACCAAUCCUCCUCACUGUGUCUCUUUCUUCACUUAGCCUUUUUUGCUCUUCUUUCUCUCUCCUCCAUUCUUCUCCAACAUUCUUUCACUUUUCUUCAGGAACUGCCUAGUAGAGGGUCAAGUUCAACCCACAAAAAAGUUCUUAUUUUUCUGAAAAAAGGGAUUAGUAAAAUAAAUUUACAUUGCAAAAAAAAAAAAACUGAAAUGGGAUUUCUUAGAAAUAAGUUUAUUGUAUCAUUACUGCUAAUUUUCUCUGUUUAUAAAGAGAUUAUUAUUGCUAAUUCUGAGAGUUAUAAUAAUCUGCCCAUAAUCUCAUUUGAUGAAGGAUAUUCCCAUCUGUUUGGAGAUGAUAAUCUGAUGGUUCUUAGAGAUGGAAAAUCUGUUCUUCUUUCACUUAAUGAAAGAACAGGUUCUGGAUUUAUGUCACAUGAACUCUACUUACAUGGGUUUUUCAGUGCUUCAAUUAAAUUGCCUGCUGAUUAUACUGCUGGGGUUGUGGUUGCCUUCUAUAUGUCUAAUGGUGAUAUGUAUGAGAAUAAUCACGAUGAGCUCGAUUUCGAGUUCUUAGGGAAUAUCCGAGGUAAGGAAUGGAGGAUUCAAACGAAUGUGUAUGGGAACGGUAGCACAAAUGUAGGGAGAGAAGAGAGGUACACCUUGUGGUUCGACCCUUCAGAGGAAUUUCAUCGCUAUAGCAUUCUCUGGGCAGAAGAUCAAAUCAUAUUUUAUGUGGAUGAUGUCCCCAUUAGGGAGAUAAGGAGGGUGAAAGCAAUGAAGCAUGACUUUCCUUCCAAACCCAUGUCACUCUAUUCUACAAUAUGGGAUGCCUCAACUUGGGCCACUAAUGGUGGCAAGUACAAAGUGGAUUAUAGGUAUGCUCCUUACGUAGCCGAAUUCUCUGACCUUGUUCUCCAUGGUUGUGCUGUCGAUCCAAUUGAAAGGUCUCGAAAAUGUGACGAUAUCAAAUCGAUCUCUGGAUCAGUUCCACAUGGCAUCACCCCAUUGCAAAGGAUCAAGAUGGCAGAUUUUAGGAAGAAAUUUUUGACCUACUCAUAUUGUUACGACAAGUCUCGAUACAAGCUUCCUCCUAGUGAGUGUGUUCUCGAUUCCCAGGAGGCUGACCGCCUUAAAAGGUUCGAUCCAGUCACAUUUGGAGGAAGCCGACGUCGCCAUGGACGACAUCACCACCGCCACGGUACAACUAGAGAUGAGAAAGCUUCAAUAUAAGUGCAUUACCACUCACCAUUGCUAGCUCACAAUCUCGCCUACUAGUAGUACUACAUAUUAUUUUUGACCCAUUAAUGUUGGUAUGAUUAUGUUUAGUCUGGGGUAAUUUGUCUUUGGGGGUCUUCUAUUUUGGUUCACAUGAGUAUAGAGAAAAGGGACAAAAAAAAGAGCGCAUAAAUAUGUCGAUGGGGUAGGUAUCCAGUUUUUAUAUAACAAGUGGUUUCAUCAUAUGGGUAUGUAAAUAAUUGUUACAUCUUUGUUGGAUAUUGUUUGACCAUAUGCUCAUUGAUGGCCUUUUUUUCAUUUUUAACGUUAAAUAUUGUAAGGUCGGUCUUGUUUUGUGUUGUAUUGUCUUGUGAUUUCAAUAAAUAUUUUGCUCCUAUUAUAUGGA